Messenger RNA from Eimeria tenella, 339 nucleotides. RefSeq lists its product as uncharacterized. The transcript has a single exon. The coding region runs from base 1 to 339 and encodes 112 amino acids. Lineage: Eukaryota; Apicomplexa; Conoidasida; Eucoccidiorida; Eimeriidae. The record is from RefSeq and is a predicted model, not a curated record.
AUGCUUGCUGCUGCUAAGAAGCAAACAAUUAGUAAGAAGGAGUGGCAGCAGCAGCAACAGCAGCAAAUGAAGCAGCAGGAGCAGCAACUGAAGCUGCAGCAGCCACUGAAGCAGCAGCAGCAGCCACUGAAGCAGCAGCAGCAGCCACUGAAGCAGCAGCAGCAGCCACUGAAGCAGCAGCAGCAGCAACUGAAGCAGCAGCAGCGGCUGAAGCUGCAGCAACUGAAGCAGCAGCUGCAGCACUUGGGAGCAGCAGCGGCUGCUUCCGAUGCUGCCAACGUUGCAGCAGCUGCUACUGCAGCAGCAGCAGCUGCUGCUGCACCGAACCUUAAACACUAG